UUAAUCAGCUGAACAACCAACGGAGAGGAACAGCAAAAGCAAAGGAGGUGGAUUAGCAGAGCUGCAGCAGCAUCUGUCUGGAUGUUUAGCCGUAUUGUCAUGAACACCAUGAGACAGUCAUACAGCAACCUUCAGUCAGAGGCCUCUUUAGAUGCUGGGCGGACUGCCACUGGACAUCCGGUGGCAGUGGACAUGAAGCUGUGGUGGACAUGAAGCUGUGGUGGACAUGAAGCUGUGGUGGACAUGAAGCUGUGGUGGACAGCUUCAUGUCCACCACGACUCAAAAUACUCCGCUCUGAGUUUAGACAACACAUAGAUUGUCUUUGGGGUAAAUAAAGUAUGGGUCGGGUCGUCCAGCUCGGACUCGGAGCUGCAGCGCGGCGCAUGCGCCGUGUGGGCCAGGCUGUGGGCAGUUUGGCGCGCUGCCUGCGUGCCUCCGCAGAGUGUGCGUGCUGGCGCAAAGCGCGGCCUCCUGCGCUCGUCCUCAGCCGCCGCAACACAAACAACAACAAUAAACAACAACAGGCGUCCUCCCGACCGGACGGCCCGGCACGCGGCCGCGGGCACACCCACAGCACUCGGCCACGAUGACGGAGACGGUGAAGUACGUGGACGACGAACACAAGAGCAUCUUCCUGAAGCUGCUGAACGAGCAGCGGCUGGAGGGCGAGCACUGCGACAUCGCCGUGGUGGUCGAAGACGUCAAGUUCCGCGCUCACCGCUGCGUCCUGGCCGCCUGCUCCAACUACUUCAAGAAGCUCUUCAAGAAGCACGAGGUGGACAACUCGUCCGUCAUCGAGAUAGACUUCAUCCGCUCCGACAUCUUUGAGGAGGUCCUGAACUACAUGUACACGGCCAAGAUCUCCGUCAAGAAGAAGGACGUCAACCUGAUGAUGUCAUCAGGACAGAUCCUCGGCAUCCGCUUCCUGGACAAGCUCUGCUCCCAGAAGCGUGACGUGUCGUCAGACGACAAGGACAAGUUCCCGUAUGACAUCGUAAAGAUGGCGCUGCCCCCUGAAGCCCAGCUGGCUGCAGACUCUGAGGACCUGGGCGAGCACGAUGACGCGCCGGGCACAGACGACCUGGUGGAGGCAUCCACCAAUCAGGAGCUGGACAAGUCUCCCAACGCUGCGCUGCACGUGCAGGAAGCCAUCUUGAAGGAGCUGACCAAUGAGGAUGUUCACAAGGUGUCCUGCUACGACCAGGACGUGGUGACGGAGAUGGAAGGGGAGCCUAAGGAGCUGGGGGCGGAGCAUCACGCCACCCAGACUCUGACCUUCACAGACAGCAUAGGUGAGGUGAAGGACGAGGCGGCGCCCGGCUGGUCGGCCGCCGCCGCCGACAUGAAGUUCGAGUACCUGCUGUACGGACACCGCGAGCAGCUGGCCUGCCAGGUGUGUGGGAAGACCUUCCUGGACGAGAGCAGACUCAGGAAACACGAGAAGCUUCACUCGGCAGAGCGGCCGUUCGCCUGUGACAUCUGCUCCAAGGCCUUCACCACGCACGCUCACCUGAAAGAACACCUGAAGAUCCACACGGGCUUCAAGCCCUAUAGGUGUGACGUUUGUGGGAAGUCGUUCAUUCGAGCUCCGGACCUGAAGAAACAUGAGCGAGUCCACAGCAACGAGAGGCCCUUCGCCUGCCAGAUGUGUGACAAGGCCUUUAAACACAAGUCUCACCUGAAGGACCAUGAGAGGAGACACCGAGGAGAGAAACCUUUCGUCUGUCCGUCCUGCACCAAGGCCUUCGCCAAGGCGUCGGACCUGAAGCGCCAUGAGAACAACAUGCACAGCGAGAGGAAGCAGCUGAACCCGCUGCAGAGCGACACGGAGACGCUGCAGGCCGCCGCCAUGGCUGCAGAGGAGCAGCACCUGGAGAACAUCAGCUGCUCCUAACACUCUGACCUCCCUGCCCUGAGGUGACCCCUGACCUCAGCCCACUAGAACUCUGACCCUGUGGACUUUAUGAAGCGGUUCUGCUCAGUUUAAUGAGCAGAGCCGCCAUGUUGUGCAGAACUCGUGUGAUGAUGUCAUCAGACAGACGAUGGGAUGAAAUCAUGAAAUAAAAUGUUUUUCUAA
Messenger RNA from Poecilia reticulata (guppy), 2078 nucleotides. RefSeq names its product zinc finger and BTB domain containing 14 (gene zbtb14). NCBI's taxonomy places the organism in Eukaryota, Metazoa, Chordata, Actinopteri, Cyprinodontiformes, Poeciliidae. The record is from RefSeq and is a predicted model, not a curated record. Gene Ontology annotation, molecular function: RNA polymerase II cis-regulatory region sequence-specific DNA binding; DNA-binding transcription factor activity, RNA polymerase II-specific; protein binding. Gene Ontology annotation, biological process: regulation of transcription by RNA polymerase II.